GACAAAAGGACUACAAGUGUUCCAUCACUAUCGGCCAUGCUGUCCCCAUCGCUCUUCGUUCUUUCCGCUCUGAAGUAAUCAUGAAUCAGGCUUCGAUACAGGAACAAAUGGAUGGCACAUAUAACCCUGUCCAGGAAGUUUGUACCACUCUUACACACACAACACAGGAUAAAGUUACUCCUGAAAAAAGAAAAGAAAUUCAGAAAUAUUUCACCACAGGCAAAAGACCUUCUGCAGUUUCAGUACAGCAGGAAACUAUGCAAAAGCAUAGUGAAGAUUCAUUCUCUACCCAGAAGUUAACUGGCACAUCUGUGACAAGUAAAGAAAUCAGAAGUACAAGACAGGUAAAACAAACUGGUGACACUGAAUGCAUAGCAACUGCAAGAGGAAUUAUCAACUCUAAAAAAUGGCGAGCUACUGACAAUGGCUGAAGCCAUAAUGCUAGGUAUUUUGGAUAUUAAGACAGGCCAAUAUAAAGAUUUCCAAACUGGCAAACACAUGAGCCUCCAAGAUGCUAUUUCCAAAGGACUGGCUAAUGAUGACUUUGUGAAUAACAUUACAAAAGCAUGUGGUAUUAUUGAUAUUAAGACAGGCACAGAACUAACAUUGAUUCAAGCUAUUGAAAAAGGUUUAUUUGACCCUGAUAAAGGUACAUUUCUUGAUCCAAAGAAAAGAAAACCUGUAACAAUUGAUGAAGCUAUCCAGUUAGGUAUACUCAAAAAAGACAAGGUACAGAAAUUGUUUGAUAUGAAAAUUGUUAAAAUGUCUAAGUUAACAAUAACAGAAGCUGUACAGAAACGAUUAUUGGAUACUCAAACAGGACAAUUCAAAGACCCUAAGACUAACCAGAGUAUGUCAUUGAAUGAGGCCUUUGAUAAGGAGUACUUAGAAAUUGAUGCUUCUGUACAUAGUGAGGGUGGUAUUUCACUAGCAGAGGCCUUAGACAGAGGUAUGGUGAAUGAAAAGGCAGGACUGAUAGUAGAUAAGGAGUCGGGAGAAAGAUUUACUAUUGACGAGGCAACCAGACGAGGUAUUAUUCGAUGUGAUGUCCGUGAAGUAGUUAACAUGCAAUCUGGUGAAAUCGUGAAUGUUCCUCAAUCCAUUUUUCAAGGUGUAAUUAAUGCUCAGAGUGGAAGAUACAUCAACAAGGCUACCCAGGAAUGUCUUACUUUACAGCAAGCCUAUGAUAAACAGUUCAUCUUAAGACCAUUAACACUGAAAGAUGCCUAUGAGCUAGAGCUGUUAGAUGAGACAGGAAAAGUGACAAAUCCAAUCACUAAACAAAAACUGACAAUACUUGAUGCCAUUGCAAAAGGAAUUUUAAACACAGAAGUUAAGUCUAUCAUUCAUCCAAAAUCUGAAGAGUUACUAACUUUACCAGAAGCUUUAAAAAGAGGUGUUCUUACUUCAGAUGGACAAUUUGUUGACUUCACAGGAGAAACAAUCAGUCUUAGUCAAGCUGUUAACAAAGGCCUCAUCACAUCUGUUUGUCACAAAAUGAUAUUUGACAUUGAAGGCAUCAAGAACCCUAUUACAGAUAAUGACAUAAGUUUUAAUACUGCAGUGAGCAAAGGUUUUAUUGAUUUGAAAAUUGGAAAAUUCAAAGAUACCACAAAAGGAGAAACUAUGACACUGGAGGAAGCAACUACCAAAAGGUUUAUCCAGCCUCAAGUUGCAGAAAUGAUGAAUCAAAAAAUAGGACUAAAAGAUAACAAAGGAAAGGAACUGACUGUUUUUCAAGCUGUAAUUAAAGGGUUGCUUGAUCCUAAAACAGGGCAAGUAAGAGAGCUAAAGACAAAAAAACCAGUUCCUCUAAAAGAGGCUGUAGAGAAAAAAAUAAUUACCCCAGAGGGAGCAGCUGUCUUGAAGAGCUUGCUCAAUAUUACUGUAACAAUGGCAACAGUCACCAAGACAGUAACUCGCUAUGUCACGGUAACUAGCCAAGGAAAGACUUCAGAUGUUAAAAUCACAUUCCAAGAUGCAAUGAGAAAUGGACUGAUUGAUGAAAUUCAUGGAACUUUUAAAGAACCUAAUAAUGGAGAAAUAAUGCCAUUAGAAGAAGCCAUAAACAGAGGAAUUUUAGGACUAACCUCUGAAUGGCCUACUAAAUCAUCUCAAGAAAUACCGAAGAGUCCCACUGAAAUACACACUACAAGAUUUCACAGAACUACUAUAGGAGAAUUUUCCACACUUACCCAAAACGAUUUAUUAUUACAAAAGACAGAAAAUACUUUAAAAGAUUAUCCAAGUACACCAAAAGAAAGUCUUAAGAAAGGUUCAUCAGCUGUUGAGUCACCCAGAAAAGAAAUACCUGGACUUCCCGAAUCAAAAGAAUCUUCUGGUAAAAAAAGUCUUAAAAGUAGCAAAAAGUCACCUACAAAGGAAAUUCCAGAGCCCACAAGACAAGAUUCAAGUCCCAAGAAACCUUCUUCCUUUGUCAAACCAGAUGAAUAUCAAUUGACAGAUGAAAAACUUCAAGAUUUUAAGCAAGUAAUUAGACAUAACACAACAGAUGAACUAGUAUACCAACAACCACUGUCUAUUGAUAAACCUGAAACACAAUCACCAAAAGAAAAACUUUCUACACCAGCCAAAAAAGAAACUGGUAAAGGAAAGCAACCAUCUCCAAUAAAAGAAAAACCUGCUAAAGAAAGACAGCCAUACUCAUCAAAGGAAGAGCCAAGUAUGGUGAGGAAGCCAUCACCAACAAAGGAAGAACUUACUAGAGAAAGACAACCAUCUCCAACAAAGGAAGAACCAACUAAAGAAAGACAGCCAUCUCCAAUAAAGGAAGAACCUGGUAAAGGAAGGAAACCAUCACCAAUGAAGGAAGAACCAACUAAAGAAAGACAGCCAUCUCCAAUAAAGGAAGAACCUGGUAAAGGAAGGAAAUCAUCACCAAUGAAAGAAGAACCUACUAAAGAAAGACAGCCAUCUCCAACAAAGGAAGAACCUGGUAAAGAAAGGAAAUCAUCACCAAUGAAAGAAGAACCUACUAAAGAAAGACAGCCAUCUCCAACUAAGGAGGGACUUUCUAAAGGAAAGCAACCAACUCAAACAAAGGAAGAACCUAGUAAUAUAAAGAAAUCAGCACCAGAGAAAGAAGAACUUACUAAAGGAAGACAACCAUCUCCAAAUGAAGAACCAAUGCUUACAAAGGAAGAAACUGGAAAAAUAAAAAAGCCACAUCCAACAAAAGAAGAAUCUAGUGUGGGAUGGAAGCCAUCACCAAUAAUGGAAGAACCUGGAAAAAAACAUCCACCUCCAACAAAAGGAGAAUUAGAAAGAAAAGUUACAUCUGCAGCUACUGAACUAGAAAGGAAAACUCUUUCUCCAACCAAAGAAAUACCAACUAAAAGAAAAUCAGAAACAGAGAGAAAAUCUUUAUCUCCUAAUAAAGAGAUACCUAUAAAGGAAAGCUUUCAAUCACCAACUAAGCAUGAGCCAGACAGGAAAGUUACGUCUCCAGUUAGAGAACCAGAGAGCAAAACAUCUCCUAUAAAAGAACCACUAGCUAAAGGAAAGUCUCUAUCACCAAUUAAAGAUGAACCUAACAAAAUAUUUACAUCUCCAGUUAGAGAACCUGAAAGGAAAACAUCUCCUACAAAAGAACCACUAGCUAAAGAAAGGACUCCAUCACCAACUAAAGAAGAAACUGACAAAAUAUUCACAUCUUCAGUUAAAGAACGAGAAAGAAAAUCAUCUAAAAAAGAGAUACCAACUAAAGGAAGGUCCCCAUCACCAACUAAGGAAGAACCUGGCAAAACAAUUACAUUUCCAGUCAGGGAACCAGAAAGAAAAGCAUCUAAAAAAGAGUUACCACUUAAAGGAACGCUUUCAUCACCAACUAAAGAAGAACCUGAAAAAAUAGUUACAUCUCCAAUUAAAGAACCAGACAGAAAAAUAUCUCCUUUAAAAGAACCACUAACUAAAGAAAGGUCUCCCUCGCCAAUUAAAGAUAAACCAGGCAAAAGAGAUACACUUCCAAAUAGAGAACCAGAGAGAGAAACAUCUCCUACAAAAGAACCACUAACUACUAAAAGAAGGUCCCCAUCACCAACUACGGAAGAACCUGAAAAAAUAGCUACAUCUCCAGUUAAAGAACCAGGGAGAAAAAUGUCUCCUUUAAAAGAAUCACUAACUAAAGAAAGGUCUCCCUCACCAAUUAAGGAUAAACCAGGAAAAAAAGUUACACUUCCAAACAGAGAACCAGAGAGAGAAACAUCUCCUACAAAAGAACCACUAACUACUAAGAGAAGGUCCCCAUCACCAACUAAGGAAGAACCUGAAAAAAUAGCUACAUCUCCAGUUAAAGAACCAGAGAGAAAAAUUUCUUCUAAAAAAGGAAGUUCUCCAUCACCAACUAAAGAAGAACCUGAAAAAAUAGCUACAUCUCCAAUUAAAGAACCAGAGAGAAAAUUUUCUUCUAAAAAAGGAAGAUCUCCAUCACCAACUAAAGAAGAACCUGAAAAAAUAGCUACAUCUCCAAUUAAAGAACCAGAGAGAAAAAUAUCUUCUAAAAAAGGAAGAUCUCCAUCACCAACUAAAGAAGAACCUGAAAAGAUUUUAACUAGCAAUGAGGAAUCAAUAAAAGGGAAAUCUCCAUUACCUAUUAAAUAUCAACCCAUCAAAAAAUAUUCAUCUUCCAUUAUAGAAACAGAAACAAAGACACCAUCAAACAGAAAAGAAAUUCUUUUAAAUGGUAGAAUUCCUUCACCAGUUAAAGUAGAACCAGAGAAAAAUACAGUGUCAUCUACUAGAGAUAUUAGUGUAGAAUGUUCAAAAAUUGAGAGAUUUGAACAAAAAUCAGAAACUAGUCAUUUAGUGUAUACAAAUGGAAUCAAAGAAACAACAAUGACAUCAUUAAUAACUAAAAAUGUUGAAACCUUUGAAGUACCACCAGAUGGAUGGUUCCUAAAAGAAGCUAUUGACCAGAAGCUAUUUGAUGCAGAUACAGGAUUAUUUACAGUACCAGGAACAGACAGAUUAGUAUCUUUUGAAGAAACCAUAAGGAUGGAGAUCAUCAAUCCAAAAUCUGCCAUAGUUGUGGAACCCUCAUCUAAACAUACAGUUUCAUUACUCAGAUCUUUGGAAAAGGGGAUACUAGACCCCACUGGUCAUUAUAUAGACAGCAAAACUAAGAAAAAAAUUACAAUGAAAGAAGCCAUUAAGAAAAAAUGUGUGAUCCUUGAAGAAAGGAUUAAUGUUGUUCAAGUGACUCAACAGAGAACCAAAAUGAUCCAUAUUACACAAAUGGAUGGCCAGUCUGACAAGGUGACAGUGAUAUCAGAAGAAGGGUUGGAUAAACCUGUUCUCACUCAGUGGGAGCCAGAGAUUUUGUCAGAUACAAGUGGUUUUUUAAAGACUGCAGUUGAGGAGAAAUACAAGUUGUCUGGAGACAACAUUUUGAAAUUACUGAGGUGGAUUGAGGAAGUUGAAGAACGACUGGCUAAUCUGGAGCAGGUGCAGGAGAAUAUUACGGAGUUACAGAAACAGGCUGCUAGGGCUAGGGAUAUCAAGGAUGACCUCGACGAUCAUCAGAGGCCUGUGACCACCUGUCUGGACAAGGUUCGGCAGAUUGUAGAACAGGGAGGGGAAGUUUUAAGUAAGGAUGAGGUUGAACAAUUACAGAAAGAUUCUUAUGAGCUGAAGAAACGUUAUGACAAGACAUGUGAAGAGAGUGAAAAGCUGCUGCGUCAUCUUUUCUCAACUCAGGAACAGCUGGAAAAGUUUAAUAUGGAGCUUCUCACUUUCAGAGAGUGGUUGAAUGAAGCUGAACGGAAGCUGGAAGAACAAGAGAAAAACUUGAGUAAGGUGGACAAUGCCAAAGAAACUUUCAAAGCAUUUACCAAUGAUGUCAUUGCUCAUCAGGCUGAUCUUCGUUUUAUUACCAUGAUUGCCCAGAAGUUUGUUAAUGAAUCAAAGGAGUACUUGAAGAUUUUGAAUAAUUUUCGAACCAACCUUCCCCAACGAAGGGCUUACAUUGAGCCUAAGGAAAAUGAAGUAAAGGCUCUGGUCAAUAGAGUUGGCACAACUUACCAUAACCUUCUCAAUCGAGUCAACCAUCUCAAUGAGAAGUUCUCACGGGUAAUAGAAAAACAGCAAUAUUACAGUGAGUGCUUGGAAAAAGUUACAGUCUGGCUCCAGGACAUGAAGAAGACUUCGAGAAUGUUGUUAGACGAACCCAUUGCAGCAGAUCCAGGGGUAAUGCAGGACCAACUGGACAAAAUUAAGAAAAUCAGCCUGGACAUUGUUGGUCAAAGCCAAUUUAUUGAGAAUGCUAAACAGUCAGGAAAGGCCUUGUUAAACUUUCUAGAAGGAACAGAAGUCAGCAUCAUUGAAGAGACCCUAAAGACUUUGGAAGAUGAAUAUUAUACCCUAAGCAAUGAAACCAGUGAAAAGUGUAAUGAGCUUCAGACAACUUUGGUCCAAUCACAGGACAUCCAAGAUGGCUUGGACCGUCUAAUCAAAUGGCUAGAUGAGGCUGAGAGUACCUUUCGUGCUCAGAACAAGGCUAUCAGUCUGUUCCGUGAGAGACUGGAUGAACAGCUAAGAGAAUACAAAGUACUUCAAACAGACAUAGACACUCAGAAGCCAAGCAUCAAUGCUGUUACAGACUCAGCCAAAAACUUUACUGAUAGUUCCAACCAAAGACUUGCUAAGAAGGUGGAAACUAAAGUGAAAGACAUCAACACUCGAUUUGACAAACUCUGUGAGAAAUCUAGUAAACGAGGAGAGUUGAUAGAUGAGGUUGUAACAAUGUUAACAACAUAUGACGUGAUGAUUGUUCAGUUUGAAGAGUGGAUUCAAGGAAUAAUAGAAACUAUUGAAAGUAGAGAAUUAAUGCAACUUGGUAUUGAGGAAUAUUAUUCUCGAAUUGAGGAAGUGAUGAACAUGAGAAAUGUCAAGAAGGAGGACUUUGAAGAGGUAAUAAAAAUAGGUAAAACUCUGGUUUCUAAGAAGGAUGUUACAGAUACUACUCCAAUAAAAGAUAAAAUAAAGUAUCUUGAACAGCAGUGGAAAGACCUGGGAGACAAACUUGUUGACAAACAGCAAGCAGGCAAGAACCGUGCUCAACAAUUAUCUGCAUAUGAAACUUUAAGGAUUAAAAUCUUAGAAUGGCUAAUCAACAUAGAGAAUCGUGUGGAGAAGUUGGAUGUUGUAGCGAUAGACAAAGAUGUUCUCCAGCGGCAGGCUACAGAAGUGAAGCUUCUCAUUAAAGAACAUACAGACUAUGGAACAACCAUUGACAAGGUGAAUGAUUUAGGUAAUUCUUAUGAUGCUAUUCUCCAUGGGAAUCAAGGAGACAGCCAAUUUCGACGUUCAGGUAGCCCCACCAAAAAGACAUCUUCUUCCCCAGUGGUGGCUCCCUCUAGUCCAAUAAAGAAGUCACCAACUAGUGAGUACACAG
This is a messenger RNA of Limulus polyphemus (Atlantic horseshoe crab), 7411 nucleotides long. RefSeq names its product titin homolog. NCBI's taxonomy places the organism in Eukaryota, Metazoa, Arthropoda, Merostomata, Xiphosura, Limulidae. The record is from RefSeq and is a predicted model, not a curated record. Gene Ontology annotation, molecular function: protein binding; structural molecule activity. Gene Ontology annotation, cellular component: cytoplasm; cytoskeleton; membrane. The annotation marks the transcript as partial. Gene Ontology annotation, biological process: wound healing; intermediate filament cytoskeleton organization. The transcript has 10 exons.